AUGGAGUCACCGGAGCAGAAGGAACUGCGUAGGGUCGCUUUCUUCGCCAUCGUCGUCAGUACAGUGGCAGUGAUUGCCGCCGUUGUCACUUUGCCCAUGCUCUACAGUUAUGUUGCAAAUUUCCAGUCUCAUCUCAUCAUGGAGACAGAUUUCUGCAAGACUCGAGCGAGGGAUAUGUGGGCGGAGAUACACCACAUCGAUGGACCUGAAUUCACUCGCACCAAGCGACAGUACGGUGCCUCUCCAAAUCCUCCUCUCGCGAAUCCAGGUGGUGGCUAUGGGCCUGUGGUCAAUGCAGAGCCGGCUCCAACUUGCUGUCCCUGCCAGCAAGGACCUGUCGGGCCACCAGGACCACCUGGAGACGAUGGCGAAGACGGAGAAGAUGGAGCUCGCGGUAAUGAUGGUGUCAGUGGAAAGGAUGGAAGUAUGCUCGAGUCAGCUAUCAGCAAUGAACCCUGUAUCAUUUGUCCACCUGGCCCACCGGGGCCUCAAGGUAUGGCAGGUAGUAAGGGACCACAAGGACCAAAGGGGGCCCCUGGAGAAAACGGAGAAGAUGGUAAGCCAGGGCUUGCCGGCAUGCAAGGCCCGAUGGGUAUGAUGGGAAUGCCAGGAAGACAAGGCGUAGCAGGACCCAAAGGAGCACCCGGCAGAAUCGUACAGGUUAACGGCCCAGCCGGUCCAGCAGGCCACAAAGGACCGCGGGGCCCACCAGGGCCUCGAGGUGAAGCUGGACUCGAUGGAGGGAACAUGGAAGGACCGCCUGGUCCCCCUGGACCUGCAGGACGUCCGGGACCACCAGGACAGCCUGGACCGCAAGGAGUGCAGGGAGUGCAAGGAGCAGCUGGAGAGCCAGGAAGUUGCGAGCAUUGUCCAAUCCCACGUACACCACCUGGAUAUUAA
Molecule: messenger RNA, 900 nt
Organism: Haemonchus placei
Lineage: Eukaryota; Metazoa; Nematoda; Chromadorea; Rhabditida; Trichostrongylidae
Source: the annotation of a GenBank genome assembly